UUUGUCUAUCUGUAUUCAUUAAGUUAAAUGGCAGAAGCCAGAUUUUCUCAGGACGAAUUCAUCUGUCCAGUGUGUCUGGAGCUCCCAAAAGAUCCAGUGACCACUUCCUGUGGACACAAUUACUGUAAGAGCUGUAUUUCAGAUCACUGGGAUCAUGAAGAUCAGAAGAGAGUCUACAGCUGCCCUCAGUGCAGACAGACCUUCAGUCCAAGACCUGCUUUAGCUAGAAACACCAUGCUGGCUGAAGUGGUGGAGAAACUGAAGAAGACCAGACUCUCUGCUGACUGUUACGCUGGAGCUGGAGAUGUGCAGUGUGACGUCUGUACUGGAAGAAAAUACAGAGCUGUCAAGUCCUGUCUGCUGUGUCUUAAUUCUUACUGUCAAACACACCUUGAACAACACAAGAGUUUAUUCAAAGGAAAGAAACACAAUUUGACUGAAGCCACUGAACGACUGCAGGAGAUGAUCUGCCAUGAACACGAUAAACAUCUGGAAAUGUACUGUAUUACGGACCAACAAUGCAUUUGUUUGCUGUGUGCAAAAUAUGAGCAUAAAAACCACAACAUUGUAUCAGCUGCAGCACAGAGGACGGAAAAACAGCACCAGUUGAAUGAGACACGGAGGUCAUUCCAGCAGAGCAUCCAGCAGAGAGAGAAAGAUCUCCAGCAGCUGAGAGAGACUGUGGAGUCUCAUAAGCGCUCUGCACAGACAGCAGUGGAGGACAGUGAGAGGAUCUUUACUGAGCUCAUCCGCUCCAUUGAGAGAAGUCGCUCUGAGCUGAUACGACUGAUCAGAGAUCAGGAAAAGACUGCAGUGAGUCAAGCUGAAGAACCACUGGAGCGACUGGAGCAGGAGAUCAAUGAUCUGAGGAAGAGAGACGCUGAGCUGGAGCAGCUUUCACACACACAGGAUCACAUCCAGUUCCUGCAGAGUUUCCAGUCUCUCUCAGCACCUUCUGAAUCUACAGAUGUUAAUGAUGAUCGCUUCAGUCCUUUCGUCUCUUUUGAUGGUCUGAGAGAAUCUGUCCAUCAGCUGAGGGACAAACUAGAGGAUUUCUGCAAAGAGGAGCUCAAGAAUAUCUCAGACAGAGUCACCUUCACUGACAUUAUUCCCACGACCAGAAAUGACUUCCUACAGUAUUCCCGUCAGCUCACUCUGGAUCUGAACACUGUGAAUGAAUACCUCAAUCUGUCAGAGAGGAACAGAGUGAUUACUUACACUUACACAGAGCAGCCGUAUCCUGAUCAUCCAGACAGAUUUGAUGUGUUUCAGGUGUUGUGUAGAGAGAGUGUGUGUGGACGCUGUUACUGGGAGAUCGAGUGGAGUGGGAGUGUGUUAAUAUCAGUGUCAUACAAGAGCCUCAGCACUAAGGGAUGGGGUAAUGAGAGUGUGUUUGGAUAUAAUGAUCAGUCCUGGAGUUUGUCCUGCUCUCCUUCCAGAUGCUCAUUCAUUCACAAUAACAUAGUGACUAAACUCCCUGUAGAGCCCAUCAGCAGUAGAAUAGGAGUGUUUGUGGAUCACAGUGCAGGAACUCUGUCCUUCUACAGCGUCUCUGACACAAUGAGCCUCCUCCACACAGUCCAGACCACAUUCAAUCAGCCGCUCUAUCCUGGGUUUUAUGUUGAUUAUGGAUCAUCAGUGAAACUGCCUUGAUGAAUCAGACUAGAUUGGAGAGAAAUU
Carassius carassius (crucian carp) is the source of this 1680-nucleotide messenger RNA. RefSeq names its product tripartite motif-containing protein 16-like. The transcript has 6 exons. Lineage: Eukaryota; Metazoa; Chordata; Actinopteri; Cypriniformes; Cyprinidae. The record is from RefSeq and is a predicted model, not a curated record. Gene Ontology annotation, molecular function: zinc ion binding; protein binding. Bases 28 to 1653 code for a protein of 541 amino acids.